This is a messenger RNA of Strongylocentrotus purpuratus (purple sea urchin), 1502 nucleotides long. RefSeq names its product carbonyl reductase [NADPH] 1-like. Gene Ontology annotation, molecular function: carbonyl reductase (NADPH) activity. The transcript is spliced from 6 exons. The record is from RefSeq and is a predicted model, not a curated record. The coding region runs from base 239 to 1156 and encodes 305 amino acids. NCBI's taxonomy places the organism in Eukaryota, Metazoa, Echinodermata, Echinoidea, Camarodonta, Strongylocentrotidae.
UGUAUGUAUUUACUUUGCGAGCGAAGCCUUUUGUCGAGACUACAGUACGUCAGACUUGACAAACAUUGCAAUGCCAUUGAUCUGGAUAUAUAGUUCAUGACAUGUCAAUGGUACGUUGAAAGCACGUGUAGACUGCUCAUGCAUGUACAGCUGUAGUAUAUACCCAGUGAUGCCCUGGAUAUACAUAACACCGUUUAACCAGUCCAUUCCAACUCCCCCUUGUUUAACCAUUUGAUUGAUGUCUAAUGCUGUAGGAGCGAUUGCUACACGAGACAACAUGUCGGUACGAGUGGCAGUGGUGACAGGCGCAAACAAGGGUAUUGGUCUGGAGAUCGUUCGAGCUCUAUGCCGCCAUUUUGGACAAGAUGGCGUGGUUUACUUGACUGCACGCAAUGAAGGGCGUGGUCGAGCCGCUGUUGAGCUCCUCCAGAAAGAGGGACUCGAUCCCAAGUUUCAUCUUCUUGACGUCACUGAUCAAGCAAGCAUUGAUACGAUUCGGAAUCAUCUGGAAAAGGAACAUGGUGGAAUUGAUGUUCUAGUCAACAAUGCUGGUAUUGGUACAUCGAAAGACAACAGUUCGUUUUAUGAGAAGCAAUUCCGCGUCAUGGAAGCAAAUUUCUUUGGACUUCUAUCCGUCUGCCGGAGUCUCACUCCUCUGGUGAGGUCAGGUGGAAGGAUUGUAAAUGUAGCCAGCACGACAGGAUAUAUGGUGUUUAGAGAGCAAUUAACUGAAGAAAUUAGGAACAGAUUUCGACAAGUUAAGGAAGAGCAGGACGUUGUGAACCUCAUGAAUGAAUUUCUUGAGUGCUGCAAGAUGGAAACUAACGCAGCAAACGGAUGGUCAGAAUGGUCCUAUGGGGUUGGUAAACUCGGUGUUAUCCUACUGUCAAAGAUGCAGGCUGAAAAGAUAUCACUAGAUGCAUCGAAACAGGAUAUACUUGUCAAUGCGUGUUGCCCAGGCUUUGUACAAACCGACAUGACCGCUCACUUACCGGACAACCAAUAUGGAUACAACAAGGUUACGACCGUAGAGGGCGCAGAUACUCCAGUUUUUUUAGCACUUCUUCCACCAGGCGUGAAAGAGCCAAACGGACAGUUCUUAUUGAAAAGAAAGAUAUAUGACUUUAUCAACACUGACGUCUCCAUCCAAAUAUGACAUCCAGUAGAGCUGAAUUUGUCAACUGAAAUGGACCCAAAGGAUGAAUAUUUACGCAUGAUUAUGAUGAAAUUAUCCUGUGCUGUUCGGACUAAUGUACUUUCGUGCCGCAAGUAAACUGUAAUCUUAACCUCAAACUGUCUACAAACAGUCUGAACCGUGGACAUAAUUUAGCUUUGUGAUACCAUGAGAGCAAUCAGACAAUUUAAUAAAAGGAUUGCAAUCCCAUAAGUCGAAUUGACAGCUAACGGUCGUUAUUUUCCCUCAAAAAGACAUUUUCAAGCCCUUUCGUUUUGGUUAAAUUCCAACGGCAUUUAAAAGAUAAUACUAAUUUAGAACUUCCCUA